UGUCAGCAGGUAAAGCAGGCUGCGGGGGCGGGGCCGUCGCUUGCAGUGAGUGCACUGUGUAGCCAGCCCCCUCGGCAGGACGAUGUUUGGGUGCAGUAGGAGGCUGUGGUGCGCACUGUCCUUCCUGGGAGCUGCGGCUGGCUGCAGAGUGGGAUUUUCCUAUUUAGGGACCAGCUCCGUCAGCAAGCAGCUGGAGUCCGAUUUCCGAAAGGCCAAGCUGGUCGUUCAGUCCAACAUGAGGAUUGAGCUGCUUCCUGCCCUGACGGACAACUACAUGUACCUCCUGAUCGACGAGGAGACCAAGGAGGCCGCCAUUGUGGACCCCGUACAGCCGCAAAAGGUUGUUGAAGCGGUCAAGAAACAUGGAGUGAAACUGACGUCUGUCCUCACCACACACCAUCACUGGGACCAUGCAGGAGGCAAUGAGAAACUUGUCAAAAUGGUUUCUGGGUUAAAAGUCUACGGAGGAGACAGCAGGGUGGGAGCAUUAACCCAGAGGGUUUCCCAUCUGACAACAUUUCAGGUGGGGUCCCUUCACGUCAAGUGUCUUUUCACCCCCUGUCACACUUCUGGUCACAUCUGCUACUACGUGACGAAGCCCAACAGCUCCGAGCCGCCGGCAGUGUUCACAGGUGACACUCUCUUCGUGGCCGGCUGUGGCAAGUUCUUUGAAGGGACAGCAGAAGAAAUGUACCGGGCCCUGAUUGAGAUAUUGGGGCGGCUUCCUCCAGAGACAAGAGUCUACUGUGGACACGAAUACACAAUCAACAACCUUAAGUUUGCCCGCCAUGUGGAGCCCAACAAUGAGGCCAUCAAACAGAAGCUAGCCUGGGCUAAGGAAACGUACAAUAACGGAGAACCCACCAUCCCCUCCACGCUGGCUGAAGAGUUUACAUUUAACCCUUUCAUGAGAGUCAGGGAGAAGUCAGUGCAGCAGCACGCAGGGAAAGACGACCCAAUCUCCACCAUGGGCGCAAUCCGCAAAGAGAAAGACAAUUUUAAGAGAUCAUCAUCCCGGCUGUAGCUGGAGGACACAGAGGCGACCGGAGGAUCCCAAACCAAUACACUGCUAGGAAAAUAAAGAAACCCCGAACCUAAGGUGGCAGAGACAUGACACAUUUCAGGAUCAGACCUCUUCAUCUGGUGCUUCACGUCGUCUCCCUGCAAAUGGCGCUAUUGCAAAAUGACCCAGUGAUCUCCACGUGUUACCCCUUGUGUGUACAUAGCUCCUGUAUUGCCUGAUAAUAAAUAUGUGGUAAUUAGAAAAAA
Molecule: messenger RNA, 1269 nt
Organism: Bufo gargarizans (Asiatic toad)
Lineage: Eukaryota; Metazoa; Chordata; Amphibia; Anura; Bufonidae
Product: hydroxyacylglutathione hydrolase, mitochondrial
Exons: 10
Coding region: 83-1024 (313 amino acids)
Biological process (GO): glutathione metabolic process
Cellular component (GO): mitochondrion
Molecular function (GO): hydroxyacylglutathione hydrolase activity
Source: RefSeq, a predicted model, not a curated record